Molecule: messenger RNA, 1028 nt
Organism: Zymoseptoria tritici IPO323
Lineage: Eukaryota; Fungi; Ascomycota; Dothideomycetes; Mycosphaerellales; Mycosphaerellaceae
Exons: 4
Coding region: 78-1028 (316 amino acids)
Source: RefSeq, a predicted model, not a curated record
GAUCGUCAAUAUACUAACAAUCCAGAUUUCUGUAUCGUGUACCUAAAUAUAUCAGUUCCUGAUCAUCGAUUGCAAACAUGGCUUCCGCCGCACCAAAGAAGCGUCUUCAACAGCUGAGCGAGCACCUCGUGAACCGACCGAGGAGCAUCGGCAACUCAUUCGAAGACCUUCCCAAUAUCCCUAUGGUAGCAGGAGAUUCGAUUGGACCGCGAGCAAAGGGCAAAGUCGUCAUCAUUACUGGCUGCAACUCACCUCUGGGUAUCGGACGAGCGUCAGCCCACCACUUCGCCAACAACGGUGCCAAAGCCAUUUACAUUUGCGACCUGAACACCGAGCACCUCGACAAGCACAAGCGUGAGAUUGAGCAGAAGUAUCCCGGAACGGAAGUUCAUCCUAGGCAGGUCGACGCAGGAGAGGAGAGCGAUGUUGCAAAGGUUGUGGACGAUGCGUUGGAGAAGUACGGACAGCUGGAUGUCUUCUUCGCAAACGCCGGCAUCAGCGUGACCAUGGGCAGCGUCCUCGACGGCUCAGCUCAAGACUUCAUGCAGGUGAUGAAGAUCAACUCUCUCAGUGUCUUCCUCGCCGUCAAGCACGGCGCUCGCGGCAUGCUCAAAACCUCCGCCACAAAAAAGUACCCCGGCGGCUCCAUCGUCUCCGUCGCCUCCUCGGCCGGUAUGCGCUCCAACGCCGGCGCGACCGACUACUCCGCCUCCAAAGCAGCCGUCAUCUCCAUCAUGCAGACUUCCGCCUACCAACUCUCGGGAACCGGAAUCCGCUGCAACGCCAUCUGUCCCGGAAUCAUUGAGACAGGCAUGACGGCGCCGAUGUACGAGAUGGCGCGUGCGAGGGGUUCAGAGAGCAAGAUUGGGCAGUUGAACCCGUUGAUGAGAGGAGGUGUUGCAGAUGAGGUCGCCCGCGUGGCGUUGUUUUUGGGGAGUGAGGAGGCGAGUUAUGUUAAUGGGCAGGCGUGGGCCGUAUGCGGCGGUUUGACCGCCGGUCAUCCGUUUGUGCCGGGGAAGAUUGCUUGA